Zingiber officinale is the source of this 1260-nucleotide messenger RNA. Its product is annotated as caffeoylshikimate esterase-like. Gene Ontology annotation, molecular function: lipase activity. Lineage: Eukaryota; Viridiplantae; Streptophyta; Magnoliopsida; Zingiberales; Zingiberaceae. The transcript has a single exon. Bases 81 to 1115 code for a protein of 344 amino acids. The record is from RefSeq and is a predicted model, not a curated record. Gene Ontology annotation, cellular component: membrane.
CGAUAAGAGGCGAGAGAUGGCCGGCAAUACAACGCGCACCUCAUUGAGUUCAUCGCUCUGUCGUCGUGCCUGCUUCGCCGAUGGGCUCCGCCGCUCCACCACCGGUAGCUCCUUCUCCGACCAAGUACUUCUGGGGCGACGAGCCUGGGGAGGAGGAGUAUUACUUGUCCCAGGGCGUCCGCAAUCAGCAAACCUACUUCCAGAGCCCCCAUGGCCGCCUCUUCACUCAGUCCUUCCUCCCCGUCGAUCCCACUACCGGUGAGCUACGCCCCGUCAAGGCCCUCGUCUUCAUGACCCACGGAUACGGAUCUGACUCCGGCUGGCUCUUUCAAAAGUUCGCCAUCGCCUACUCGAAUUGGGGCUACGCCGUCUACUGCGCCGACCUCCUCGGGCACGGAAGGUCUGACGGCGUCCGCUGCUACCUCGGCGACAUGGAAGCCGUUGCCACUGCCUCCCUCUCCUUUUUCCUCUCCGUCAGGAGGGAAUUCCCCCAUCUUCCGGCGUUCCUUGUCGGCGAGUCCAUGGGCGGGGCCGCCACCCUCCUCAUGUACCUGCGGUCCCCUGACAGGAGCACGUGGACGGGGCUCAUCUUCUCCGCCCCGCUCUUCGUCAUCCCCGACGACAUGAAGCCCUCCCGCAUCCACCUCUUCCUCUACGGGCUCCUCUUCGGGCUCGCCGACACGUGGGCCGCAAUGCCGGACAACAAGAUGGUCGGAAAAGCCAUCAAGGACCGCGACCGCCUCCGCGUCAUCGCCUCCAAUCCCCGCCGUUACACCGGACGCCCCCGCGUGGGCACCAUGAGGGAGCUCGCCCGCCUCUGCGAGUACUUCAAGCUCCACUUCGCCGAGGUCACCGCGCCGUUUCUCACCGUCCACGGCACGGACGACGGCGUCGCAUCGCCGGAGGGGUCCAAGGUGUUCUACGAGAAAGCAUCCAGCGCCGACAAGAAGCUCAUCCUCUACGAGGGCAUGUACCACUCCCUGAUCCAGGGCGAGCCGGAAGAUAACAGCAGUCGUGUCCUAGCCGACAUGAGGGCUUGGAUCGACGAGCGUGUCGAACGCUACGGCGCCGCCACCACGAACGGGAACUCCGGCGACAAGGAAUGGAACCGGUGAAUUAAACUAAACAUGUUUAAUUCGAUCGGUUCGGAAUUUUAGAUCUUUGUUUUCGUUAUUGUUCUUACAUGAUUCGAUAUAAUGUCUGAUGAGGAAUUAUAUUUGUCUCCCUUUUUAAGUAAAACUUUUGGUGCUUGAUGAUUCA